GGCCUACUCUCAUCAGGGAUAUAGCCUACUGACAUACGUUCUUGAAUUUGUAAAGAUCAACAUGAUUUCAUAAACAUCGCAUCAGCAGAGUUCUGUGAACUGAACGGUGUGUUGAUGGUGGACUUAUUGAGGCUGUAGAAAACUUGGAUGACAUCGUCUGUGGUGCGUUGGGAACAUGGAUCUCGGACUUUCGUUGAGUUUUGGCUGUACCGUCACGGAAGCGCAGCAAGCUGACCAACUGAACGUGAUGGUGAUAGAAGAUAUAAAAGAGGAGGAAUAUGACCAUAUGAUUGCAUGUCAGGAUGAUGAAGGAAGGCUUCCAGAUUUUCAUUGUGAAACUGAAACAGACGUCACAGAGUCCAACGAUAGUGACAAUGAAACGCAACAGACAAUAGCGGAGAUUGAAGUGAAGAUUGAACAAGAAGAAGAUGAAGAAGAAGAUGAUUACCUGCUGCAAAGUAUAUCAGAACGCCCGCAACAGAUGAUCCAUGGACAGAGUGAUGAACUCAGUGGAGGUCUCCACCACUGCACCGUCUGCAGGGAGAGUUUCACAGCCCUGAGAGAACUUGAGAAACACCAGCAAACACACUCUGUUGAAUGCAGGAAUGAAAAGCAGAACUCUAACGACAAAACGCAGCACGAAUGUGUCCAGUGCGGAAAAACGGUCUCAAGCGCGUUGUCUCUUAAAAGACAUAUGUCGACUCACACCGGGGCGAGGCCUUAUAAAUGUGUCUUCUGUGAAAGAGCCUUUUCGCAAAGUGGAACUCUUAAAACCCACAUGUUGUUACACACAGGGGAGAAGCCUCAUGAAUGUGACCAGUGCGGCAAAGCAUUCUCAAAAUUGUCACAUCUUAACGUUCAUAUUUUAUCUCACACUGGAGAGAAGCCUCAUAAGUGCGUGGAGUGUGGGAAAACGUUUUCGCAAGUUUCGCAUCUUAAAACCCAUCUGCUAACACACACUGGAGAGAAGCCUCAUGAAUGUCUCCAGUGUGGAAAAACUUUUUCACAAAUGUCGACUCUUAAAAACCACCUCUCGACUCAUAGUGAAGAGAGACCUCAUAAAUGUGCCCAGUGUGGGAAAGGAUUUUAUAUGAUUUCACAUCUUAAAAGCCACAUGCUUACACACACUGGAGAGAAGCCUCAUGAAUGUAGCCAGUGUGGAAAAGGUUUUUCACAAUCUCAACAACUUAAAACCCACAUGCGAGUACACACUGGAGAGAGGCCUCAUAAAUGUGACUAUUGUGAAAAAAGAUUUUCGACAUACAUGUCUCGUAACCGCCAUAUGUUAACUCACACUGGAGAGAAGCCUCAUGCAUGUAACCAGUGUGGGAAAAAGUUUUCACAAAUAUCAGGUCUUAAAACCCAUCUGGUAAUUCACAGUGGAGAGAGGCCUCAUAAAUGUGCUCAGUGUGAAAAGGCUUUUUCACAGUUUCAGCAUCUGAAAACCCACAUGCGCACACACACCGGAGAGAAGCCUCAUAAAUGUGUCCAGUGCGGAAAAGAUUUUACACACCCCUCAACUCUUAAAACCCACUUGGUAACUCACACCGGAGAGAGGCCUCAUGAAUGUGUCCAGUGUGGGAAAGCGUUUCUUGUAAUUUCACAUCUUAAAGUCCACAUGAUGACACAUACUGGAGAGAAGCCUCAUAAAUGUGUCCAGUGCGGAAAAGCUUACGCACGCAUUUCAUCACUUAAAGUCCACAUGAUGACACACACUGGAGAGAAGCCUCAUAAAUGUGCCCAGUGUGGAAAAGCAUUUGCACGAGCCUCACAUCUUAAAGAGCACAUGCUUACACACAUAAAUGCAUCCAGGGCGGAAUUGUUUUCUAUCUUAAAACCCACAUUUUUGGCUGUACCGUCACGGAAACGCAUGCAGGCUGAUCAACUGAACGUGAUGGUGAUAGAAGAUAUAAAAGAGGAGGAGUAUGGCCAUAUGAUUGCAUGUCAGGAUGAUGAAGAUUUUCAUUGUAAAACUGAAACAGACGUCACAGAGUCCAACGAUAGUGACAAUGAAACGCAACAGACAAUAGGCCUAGCGGAGAUUGAAGUGAAGAUUGAACAAGAAGAUGAUGAAGAAGAUGUUGAAGAAGCAUACGUCACAGAGUCCAACGAUAGUGACAAUGAAACGCAACAGACAAUAGCGGAGAUUGAAGUGAAGAUUGAACAAGAAGAUGAUGAAGAAGAUGUUGAAGAAACAUACGUCACAGAGUCCAACGAUAGUGACAAUGAAACGCAACAGACAAUAGCUAAGAUUGAAGUGAAGAUUGAACAAGAAGAUGAUGAAGAACAUGUUGAAGAAACAUACGUCACAGAGUCCCACGAUGGCAAUGAAACGCAACAGACAAUAGCUAAGAUUGAAGUGAAGAUUGAACAAGAAGAUGUUGAAGAAAAUGAUUACCUGCUGCAAAGUAUAUCAGAACGUCCUCAACAGAUGAUCCAUGGACAGAACGAUGAACUCAGUGGAGGUCUCCACCACUGCACCGUCUGCAGGGAGAGUUUCACAGCCCUGAGAGAACUUGAGAAACACCAGCAAACACACUCUGUUGAAUGCAGGAAUGAAAAGCAGAACUCUAGCGACAAAACGCAGCACGAAUGUGUCCAGUGCGGAAAAACGUUCUCAAGAGCGUUGUCUGUUAAAAGACAUAUGUCGACUCACACCGGGGCGAGGCCUUAUAAAUGUGUCUGCUGUGGAAGAGCCUUUUCGCAAAUUGGAACUCUUAGAACCCACAUGUUGUUACACACAGGGCAGAAGCCUCAUGAAUGUGACCAGUGCGGCAAAGCAUUCUUAAAAUUGUCGCAUCUUAACGUUCAUAUUUUAUCUCACACUGGAGAGAAGCCUCAUAAGUGCGUGGAGUGUGGGAAAACGUUUUUGCUAGUUUCACAUCUUAAAUCCCAUCUGAGAACUCACACUGGAGAGAAGCCUCAUGAAUGUCUCCAGUGUGGAAAAGCUUUUGCGCACCCCUCAAAUCUUAAAGCCCAUCUGAGAACUCACACCGGAGAGAGGCUUCAUGAAUGUGUCCAGUGUGGAAAAACGUUUUUUAUAAUUUCACAUCUUAAAGUCCACAUGAUGACUCACACUGGAGAGGCACCUCAUAAAUGUGUCCAGUGUGGAAAAGAUUUUCAAUACCCCUCAAGUCUUAAAACCCACAUGUUAACUCACACUGGAGAGAAGCCUCAUAAAUGUGCCCAGUGUGGAAAAGUUUUUGCACACCCCUCACAUCUUAAAGCCCAUCUGAGAACUCACACCGGAGAGAGGCCUCAUGAAUGUGUCCAGUGUGGAAAAGCGUUUUUUAUAAUUUCACAUCUUAAAGUCCACAUGAUGACUCACACUGGAGAGGCGCCUCAUAAAUGUGUCCAGUGUGGAAAAGAUUUUCCAUACCCCUCAAGUCUUAAAACCCACAUGUUAACUCACACUGGAGAGAAGCCUCAUAAAUGUUCCCAGUGUGGGAAAGUUUUUGCAAGAGCCUCACAUCUUAAACAGCACAUGCGUACACACAAUGCAUCCAGAGCGGAAUCUUUUUCUAUCUUAAAACCCACAUGCUAACACACACUGGCGUGGAGCCACAACUGUAACACAGUCAAUCUGGAUGUGCUCAUGUCAUGGACCCUCUCUGAAUGGUUAACACUAUGGAAUGCGCCAUCAGGCACGUGCAAUGUUUUGCCGCUCUAUAGGGAACUUAAGUCUCCGCCCCUUCCGGUCGGUCCACUGGACCGAAGAUCGGAAAAAAAAUGAAUGAUGGUCUGUGGAGAAAGAUAAAUUAUUUUCUGGUCCCGAUCGUCUUGUGCCAUGAAUUACACAUGAUGUUUGUCAAUUUUAAAGACACAUUUUCAUGUAAAGACAUUUGCAGUUAAUUUCGUAACUAGUGAUUUACAACAUUGUGAAAUAUCAUAAUUCCAGCGACUACAAACACAUUAGUCGCGUUAGUGACGUUAGCCCACUUCACAUACAGGCACAGCCACCGGCACCAGCAACAGCAGGUCUUAGAGCUUCCCCCCUUGCCGGCGAAAAUACCAUGAGUCAGAGCAUUAAACACACCAAAUAAGUUGUAUUCAUCCAUAGACUGUACAUAAACUACAGUAAAGUGACAUAGUUGGCAGCAAGAUGCAACCACUAACUAGCAUAACAACUAGCUAACUAGUGAGAGGCUCUGUUCUGUGUGACAAAUACUAUGUAUGCCUCUGAUAGACUGACUCACUCUGUUCGAAUGCAUCGAAAAUUUUUCUCUGUCAGCACCCCAUAUCUCUGAUGGGUGUGGCUGGAGGAGAUGUUUUGAUCUUAUCUGUUGUACAAAAUAAUGAUUUCACAGUAAGUUAAAAAGAUGAACAAAACAACGAAUAAAGCAUUUUGUUUAUAUUGUU
Molecule: messenger RNA, 4359 nt
Organism: Sardina pilchardus (European sardine)
Lineage: Eukaryota; Metazoa; Chordata; Actinopteri; Clupeiformes; Clupeidae
Product: zinc finger protein 665-like
Exons: 5
Coding region: 176-3544 (1122 amino acids)
Biological process (GO): regulation of gene expression
Cellular component (GO): nucleus
Source: RefSeq, a predicted model, not a curated record